Molecule: messenger RNA, 417 nt
Organism: Erigeron canadensis
Lineage: Eukaryota; Viridiplantae; Streptophyta; Magnoliopsida; Asterales; Asteraceae
Exons: 1
Coding region: 1-417 (138 amino acids)
Source: RefSeq, a predicted model, not a curated record
AUGAAAGACAACGAGAUUGUUGGUGACUAUUUCUCCAAAGUUAUGGAUAAUGUAGGACGUCAAAGGUCCUAUGGGGAGGAUCUUACUGAUAAAAAAAUUGUCAAAAAGUUUCUUAAGAGUUUAUCUCAACGGUUCGACUCCGUUACUUCAUCAAUAGAGGUAACUUCUAAUUUGGCGGCGUUAACCCCGGUGAAGUUGAGAGGGUUGCUUCACUCGCAAGAAGAAAAACUCAACAGCAGAGCCUUCUCAGAAAAAACAGCUAACUCGCAGGUAAGACAAGAUGAACAAGCCCUUCAAGUAUUUGCUGAUCAAAACAGAUCUUCAAGGGGCAUGGGUCGUGGAAGAGGUACUACACGUGGAAGGGGUCGAAGUAGAAGAACAUUUGAUCGAAGCAAGGUACCACAAUGCAUUGUAUGA